AUCUCGACGAAAGCGCUCAUACCUGGGAACUCCCAGCGGGCUCGCUCGACGGCUCUCAACGCCUUCGAGCGCUUCGCGGUCGCCGAGGGCUUCACCGUCAACGCCAUCUAUGAGUUUGUAGGUGGGGAUUCAACUGGCAAUACUCUCUACAUUGUUCUCGACAAAUUUGCAGUGUAUUUAGCAUUUAAAGAAAGCUCGAAGGGCUCGCUGCUAUCCAAGCACUCGGUCGCCAGCUACUUUGGCAACAUCAAGAACCACCUACUCGAGCUGUUUCCAGCUUUAAGUACUGUAUAG
This is a messenger RNA of Phytophthora sojae, 294 nucleotides long. RefSeq lists its product as hypothetical. The record is from RefSeq and is a predicted model, not a curated record. The annotation marks the transcript as partial. The transcript has a single exon. Lineage: Eukaryota; Oomycota; Peronosporomycetes; Peronosporales; Peronosporaceae.